Messenger RNA from Osmerus eperlanus (European smelt), 1520 nucleotides. RefSeq lists its product as uncharacterized. Gene Ontology annotation, molecular function: ubiquitin-protein transferase activity. NCBI's taxonomy places the organism in Eukaryota, Metazoa, Chordata, Actinopteri, Osmeriformes, Osmeridae. The transcript has 10 exons. The coding region runs from base 192 to 1445 and encodes 417 amino acids. The record is from RefSeq and is a predicted model, not a curated record.
UUUCAGAAAACAAAUUAACUAGACGCGAAACACUUUUACAAGUCCCGAAACAAAUUUACAAGUGGCGAAACAAAUUUACAAACGACAUUAGCCGGAAAGGGAAUGUACCAAUUCCAAAGUUGACGCGGAAGUGAUAACGGAAGCGCUCAAUUUGAGUUGAUGGCGGUUGAUGGAGUUCAUGGUGACCCAAAAUGGACAGCGAUAGAGUGGUGUUUUGCCCGUUUUGUGGCAAACAUAUGAGCCAAUUAACUAGAUUUUGUUUUUCGUGUGGUCGGUCUUUGGAGUUUUUAAAUGGCGCAGACCAGACAGAAGGACCAAACACACAGGGGACAUCUCAACAGCCGGAUAAUGCUAAACAAACAGAAAAACCUUGCACAUCAUACAAACAGUUCAUGGAGUACAGAAGUGCAAAGUCCAAAGAGCGUCAGUCUUUUAACUACGGGCCGAGAGGAAGACAUCGGGCUAAAGAACGAAAACACGUCCAGAUAAACAUUGGAUUGAUGGUGCCAAAUGGAACUGAUUUAAAACCUCUAAGAGGGAAAACACUCCCGUUAUUUGUAGACCCAGAGGUAGCAGCACCUGAUGUACUGAAACAAGCUGUCCAGAAAAUGAAAACAUUUAACAAGGACAUGCCAGAAGGACCGUACAUCCUUUUGUAUCCAGACUGCUCAGAGGUGGUCCAUGUGCCUGGAUCAGAAAGGCCAUUCAAAUUGGCAGAAUAUAAAAAGGAACUAGGAAGGCCAUAUUGCAGGAUCACAUUUUUCAUUUGCCUAGAAACACAUUUUAAAGGAGGAGCAACGGAUAAUACUUCAGACUCUGAUUCUGAACAUGUCAUCGCAUCAAGGAGCACAGCUGAAUUCAAUCGAGCUGACACAGUGGUUUUUGAACCACAAAACCGAUGUACUCCCAAACUCAAACCUAAAGAUGAAAGAGAUGCACCGGGACAUUCAGCAACAAUUCGGCCUGGACAGAUAGUAAUAUCUGAUGCUGAGGAUAUGGAUCCAUCUGAAACAAAUCCAGACAAGACUUGCUACAGUAAAUACACGGACCUGUAUGCACCAGGUGUUGAGGAAGAGGAUGAGGAGCUGGUUGCAGUCAAUGUGGAGAAUUUCCAACACACGGCAGUGGAGGAGAUGGACAUUACACUACCUGACAUUGUAGCAAACCUGGCACUUCCUAUUGAUCACAAAAGAGUCAGCAGGUUCAACAUCUCAAGGGCUAAUGUUUGGGAUGGAGCCGUCAGAGGUUUCAAGCGUACAACAUAUUCUGAAACCUGUGACAUGCUGGUCAGAUUUACUGAUGAUGCUGGUAUUUUUGAGGAGGGAAUUGACACUGGUGGUCCAAGACGAGAAUUUUUAUCUCUGCUAAUGAAACACCUGAAAGACCGGCCCAUUUUUGAUGGACCAGAAGGACAUCGGUUCUUGGUCUACAAUGCAAAUGAUUGAGAAUGCUGCUUCAUUGGAUGCUCUGCAAGAAUGUAUCAUGAGACACAGCACAAUGUUACAGACAGCAGGCUGUCU